AUCUGGUGGGAUAGGAGACCGCAAGAAAGUCUUUCGCACAAGUGAAGAGCUCGUUCUCAGCUCAACGUCACACACUUAAAAAGUUACGUGCUCGUUCUUACUCUUCUCCGAUACCGUUGGUUUCUUUACUUUAUAGUAGAAGCCAGUUUGAUUAGCUGUAGAAAUGAUCUGCCUCGUUUUAGCUAUAUUUGCUAACAUUUUCGAGACAGCAUGGGCAGGUGUAAAUGAACGCACAUUUAUAGCAAUCAAACCAGAUGGAGUCCAGAGAAGGCUGGUAGGGGUGAUUAUCAAACGCUUAGAACAGAAGGGCUUUAAACUGGUUGGGAUGAAACUAAUGCAGGCUUCAGAGAGUUUGUUAAAAGAGCACUACCUGGAACUCAGUGACCGUCCAUUUUUUGGCCAGCUGAUCAAGUACAUGAGCUCUGGGCCAGUUGUUGCUAUGGUUUGGCAGGGUCUGAAUGUUGUGAAAACAGCUCGAGAUAUGUUAGGAGAAACUAACCCAGCAGACUCCUUACCUGGUACUGUUAGAGGUGAUUUUGCAGUGGAAAUUAGCAGGAAUGUCAUCCAUGGCAGUGACUCAGUGAAGAGUGCCCAACGGGAGAUUUUAUUGUGGUUCCGCCAUACUGAAUUGGUUUGCUGGGAAGAUAGUGCAGAGCAUUGGAUCUAUGAAUAAACAGAGACCAGCUUGAAAAUAAAA
Protopterus annectens (West African lungfish) is the source of this 697-nucleotide messenger RNA. RefSeq names its product nucleoside diphosphate kinase 3-like. Gene Ontology annotation, molecular function: nucleoside diphosphate kinase activity. The coding region runs from base 164 to 673 and encodes 169 amino acids. The record is from RefSeq and is a predicted model, not a curated record. The transcript is spliced from 5 exons. NCBI's taxonomy places the organism in Eukaryota, Metazoa, Chordata, Ceratodontiformes, Protopteridae. Gene Ontology annotation, biological process: CTP biosynthetic process; UTP biosynthetic process; GTP biosynthetic process.